GUGAACUCGGUGAUACUAUGUCGCGUUGUGUGCGAGAUGACGAAAAUGCAGUCUCUAAAGGAUAUAUCCAACAUGAGGUAAGAGGCCCGAUAAAAUUCAUUUGACACGUUAUUAUAUUUUAAUAUCUCAAUACUCUGUUACGACUUUCAGACUUAAUUUGAAAUAACCUGUUAUUCGUUUCAUUACAUUUCUGUUUUCUUUCAUUUGUUUGUUUGUUUAUUUAUUUUUUGUUUAACAGCAAUGUUUUUGCGUGUUUCUUUUUUCCUUCUGCGUAAUUUAAAAGUUACAAAAAUUCCUCAAAAUAUUCGAAUUUCUUAUCCUUGUUGUUUCACGCUUUUCAUUCUAACCAUGUCUGUCCAUCCAUGACGUUAUAAGUUUCUCCACGUAGUUCUAUGUUAUAAUGUCUAACACGUGACUUUCCUUCUUUUAGGCAGGGCCUGAGAGCAUGCGUAGUUUUGCUUCCUCUUCUGGGACUGACUUGGGUGUUUGGUAUUCUAAGCGUCACGGAUGCUGGACUCGUAUUUCAGUACAUCUUUACAAUCCUUAACUCAUUACAGGUAAAAAAGACGUUUCUCAGUCGAAUGUGUUCAAGGAUACGGCGCAAAUAGGAGCAUUAAAGAAAGGUCUCUCCCUUUCCUUUCCUUGAAUUCAUAGAUAAAAAAUAGCUUUAAUUUAAGCGGUCUCCGGCCAAAAUACAUUGUAGAUAGUGAAAGAGACUCUUUCGCAAAUGGCUUUUAAGACCAAGUUGCACGGUAAGGUCGCGUACGAUUUCUUGACUUCAAACAAACAUAAGGCGUUAAUGAGUUAUUUGGGUUGGGCUGAUAAAAUGCGGUUUGUUAACCAGCAUGAGCAGCUUAACUCUGUUUUUGUGACCGACGAACGGACUCCGGCAGGAGCAAAGCUAGAUUUAAAAUUGAUAUAAAAGGAUAAGAUACCACGCAUAAUUUUCAAGAGUCAGCUACAAACCAACAAAAAGGUGUGCUUGAGCGUUUGCUUGCAGUGAUCUUUAAUUUUGUUUUUGAUGGUUUAUUGUUUGUUUGUUGUUUUUCUUGUAUACCAUCGCCCAUAUUUACCUGAUUGAGAAUCAACCUCUAUAUUAAUAUUAGUUUUUACACAAAAUUCACCAGUUGUCUAUCGUUUUGCACAUUAUUUUUGCACAACUGUUAUUGUCUUUAUUGAUUUGCUGUAGGGAUUCUUCAUUUUUGUCAUUCAUGUUCUACGAAGUAAUGAAUUCCGAGCAGCAUAUCUUCGAAAAAAGCAAAAAUGGCAAACAAGGAACAGCAGCCUUCCAAAUUCUCGCUCAGCUAGAGACGCCUCAUCCGUCUUUUCAGAAGGACAUGGCAUGAGCACAGUCCAAGGCACAACAGGGAGUCCCGACCCACUGUUUAGACGUCAUCAGGUGUCACCAAUGAGCUCGGAUAUUACAAAGACUAGAGAAAGCUGCCUCACGCCAGUUGCAAUUGAUUAA
This is a messenger RNA of Porites lobata, 1468 nucleotides long. The record is from the annotation of a GenBank genome assembly. NCBI's taxonomy places the organism in Eukaryota, Metazoa, Cnidaria, Anthozoa, Scleractinia, Poritidae.